AGAUUUCAUCCCAUGAUAAUUUACUUGGAACUCCCAAAAUUUUUUGACACUUAACAGUGUGCAAAAGGCCGCUACACCGUGUUCAUUGAACUAUAUGAAAGGGCUGCCUGUGAAUUCAUACUUACUAAGAACGAUAGUUCGUCCUUAGAAGAGGACUGCAUUUGUACGACUACUAAGCCUCGCGACAGCUUUGAUGGUGGGAUUUUAUAGAAAGGCUCUGCCUUUCCACAUUUAUUUCGCCAAAAGAAAGUCUAGCCUAUUGAAAUUAUUUUGUUGUUUCUACCAAACUCAAUUUUGAAAUAAUUUUCUCACGAUGGCAGAAGUCCUCGGUGAUAUUGCCAGUGGUAUCAGUAUCGUACAGCUCGCUGGGAACCUCGCGUAUGGUAUUAUCGAGCUUAAAAAUUGUUGGGACCAAAUCGAGGACGCACCGGAUAAUAUAGCCUUUCUCAUGCGAGAGAUCGAAAGUCACCAGGUUAUUCUGCGUAGUAUUCUCGAAACUCAAGCAAGAGUUACGUAUCCAAAUCAAGCUACCGGAGGCUCUUUUGAACACAGCAUAAAACUAUGCCAAAAUGCUUGUGGGGAGUUAGAUGAUCUUGUCACAGACCUGGCGAAAGAUGAAACUUUGAAUUAUUUAUUGUCAGUUCUAACAGGAAAUAGAGACAGAAAUUAGGAUCUACCAAAGUUUUAUUGAAAGCAGACGAAUUGAAAAGGUUGAAAAGGAGAAUGAAAAGCGCCUCCAGAUCCUAACAUCUAGCUAUCUCAUGGCAGACCAAGUAAGUUGCUUUGGAAAUGAUGAAUGGAGUACCAACAGGCCAAAGUACAGUUUUAUAGCAGCAAUCGUUAAAUUUCACAUCCACUGUAAAAGCCUCCUUCAAUCAUUGGUUGGCGCAUUUUCAAGCUCAUAUUUUCUCCUCACGAGUACCCCAGCCCACCUCUAAAGCAUCUAUGAACAGCGAAGCUUUACCGCACAUGUUUACGGCCGCCACAAAGCUGAGAGCCAAUAUUCCGGUCAUGGAUGGUAUGUUGAAACAUGAUUCCAUUCAGUGUGACUCUUCUAGUUGGGUCAAAUAUCUAUUUGGAUCAUUUCAAAAUCGAAAGCGGAAACAGAAAAGCCAUACAGGAAAAUUUCGGAAGUUCGAAGCUGCAUAUCGCCCUCCGGCGUAGAUUCUCACCAGUGCAUGGAGAUGUUUUGAAGUGCAUCUCCAGGUAGAUCUUGAGAUGGACGGGAUAGGGCUUCAAAAUUUCGCUUUGAUAUUUCUUUGACACAUGGAUUGCUGAAGUUGAUGUCAUAUCAUACUGUUUGGAUCUAUGUUUGAUAGGCG
Sclerotinia trifoliorum is the source of this 1322-nucleotide messenger RNA. The record is from the annotation of a GenBank genome assembly. NCBI's taxonomy places the organism in Eukaryota, Fungi, Ascomycota, Leotiomycetes, Helotiales, Sclerotiniaceae.